Vicugna pacos (alpaca) is the source of this 6087-nucleotide messenger RNA. Lineage: Eukaryota; Metazoa; Chordata; Mammalia; Artiodactyla; Camelidae. The record is from RefSeq and is a predicted model, not a curated record.
GUGGCAGGCCCGACGCGGGGCCCGGCGACGGGGGGAACGAGGUCGAGAACACAGGCAUUUCUUCGCCUUUUCCCGUCGGGUCGGGUCGGGUCCCGGUGAUGUCAGGUGGAGGCGAGGACGAGGCAGUGACGGCGGGCGGGUUGAGCUUUAGCGCGGCCUUUGUCCCACCCCUCGAGGCCGUCCUCCAGGCGCGCCCCGCUUCCUUCGCUUGCUCCCGGCCCCGCCACUCCCUCGCCAGCCCAAACAGUUGUUUACAACGGAAUCCGGACGCUGGGCGUGAGUGGCACUGAGUGCUAGAGAAAGGGAUUCUCGUCGUCGGUGGACAGAGCCCCUUUCUUUUGCUGAAAGACCCUUUCUGCUGAGGAGUCUCUUGGGCUCGGCGUGCAGCUCACAUAGACGGUCUUCACGGCAAGUGCGAGGAUCCCCCCACCCUCGAUUCCCUUUUUAGGCGUAGCGGGAGUUGGGGAUUGUUGAAUGAAUGAGCACACUGCAAGCAAUUAAAUGGUUCCUCGCUGCAUCCUAAAGCCCUCUAAUUAUAGUUGCCAUAUGUGGGAAGCCUGUUGUGUACCAGCUGUCGUCAUGCACGCUCUGAGGUUUACACUUCCCCUAACCGAAGAGGUAGGUAGCUGUCUUUUACAGACGAGGAAACUGAAGUUAACACAGCUAGUUAGGAGCCGGAAUUGGAACCCAGGCCUGGAAAUGUCAAUUCCAGAAACGUCAUUCUAUUUAAUGGGGACAUCUGAUGUUCAGAUAAUUAUAUCAGGUGACUCUUCUGUCUAAUGUGCAGAAGGAAGUCUUCCAAACCUCCUGAGAACAGUCAACAUUUCUUUUGAUCCCUGGAUUAACCUUCCAGGAAAGUGAAUGAACUUAAUUGAGAAUGUCUGAAAAUCUUGACAAGUCUAAUAUAAAUGAAGCAGGAAAAUCAAAAUCAAAUGAUUCUGAGCAAGGCCUUGAAGAUGCCGUGGAAGGUUCUGAAAAAGCUUUACAGAAAAAAAUAAAGUCGGGCUCUCCUAGCACCAGAAGAGUGCAAAGACCUCAUGCUAGUCCUCCUCGAUUUGUGACAGUGGAAGAACUUCUAGAGACUGCAAAAGGAGUCACUAACAUGGCCCUGGCCCAUGAAAUUGUGGUAAAUGGAGACUUUCGGAUUAAACCAGUUGAAUUACCAGAAGACAGCUUGGAAAAGAGAGUAAAGGAUAUUGUACAUAAAGCUUUUUGGGAUUGCUUGAGUGUCCAGCUAAGUGAAGACCCCCCAACGUAUGACCGGGCCAUCAAGCUUGUUGGUGAGAUCAAAGAGACUCUCUUAUCUUUCUUGCUGCCUGGUCACACUAGACUGAGAAACCAAAUAACAGAAGUCUUGGAUCUGGAUCUGAUAAAGCAGGAGGCAGAGAACGGGGCCCUGGACAUUUCCAAGCUGGCAGAAUUCAUUAUUGGCAUGAUGGGGACACUGUGUGCACCUGUUCGAGACGAGGAAGUUAAGAAACUAAAGGACAUUAAGGAAAUAGUGCCCCUUUUCAGGGCAAUCUUUUCUGUGUUGGACCUGAUGAAAGUGGACAUGGCUAACUUUGCGGUCAGUAGCAUUAGACCGCAUCUCAUGCAGCAGUCAGUUGAAUAUGAAAGGAAGCAGUUUCAGGAGAUUCUGGAGAAGCAGCCAAAUUCCCUGGACUUUGUUACCCAGUGGCUGGAAGAGGCCGCAGAUGACCUUCUGAGUCAGAAGUAUAAGAAUGCCCUGCCGGCUGGGGAAGGGGCCGCUGGCUCUGGGGACGGUCCCAGUCCAGAUCCUGUUGAAGUCCAGAAUUAUGCAUACCUGAUGCUUCUAAAAUGGGACCACCUCCACAGACCUUUCCCUGAAACAGUUUUGAUGGACCAUUCUCGCUUCCAAGAGCUUCAACUGCAGUUGGAGCAACUGACCGUCCUGGGGGCUGUGUUGCUGGUCACGUUCAGCAUGGCAGCCCCAGGAAUUUCCAGCCGGGCUGACUUUGCUGAGAAACUGAAGAUGUUUGUGAAGAUCCUACUCACAGAUAUGCAUCUGCCGAAGGAUCUCGAUCCAGGACAAAGGCAAUUGCCUCCUCAUACAACACCCACCAGCACGAGGGCUCCCCUCAGAGACUCUAGGAGAGCCCAGGAGACCCAGGAUAUCAAGCUCCUUCCAUCUGGAGGAUGCCCUGACUACCGUUGGGGAGAAAGUCUGCCUGGAGGUGAGCAGCUGCCUCUCCCUGUGCGGGUUCAGCCCCCUCACUGCGGACAAGGAGGCCGUGCUCAAGGGCCAGGUCCACGCCGUGGCCAGUCCCGACAACCCCAUCCGCAGGAUCGUGGAGUCCCGAAUCCUGACCUUCUUAGACGCCUACCUUGCCUCAGGUCAUCAGAAGCCAUUGCCCACAGCGCCGGGGGGAUUGGGUCCGAUUCAGAAAGAGCUGGAGGAAGUUGCCGUUAAAUUUGCUCGCCUGGUCAACUACAACAAGAUGGUCUUCAGUCCCUACUAUGAUGCAAUCCUCAGUAAGAUCCUCGUCAGGUCCUAACCGCUACGCGCCCUCUAGCGGCAGUGUGAUCCGCUCGACUCAGAACACCUGUUCUUCACUGUAACGUUGCUUUGGAAAAUAGCUAUUUAGUACAUUUCUGUUUAACAGCGCUGAAUCCAAAAGGAAGACUAUUGUGUGUAUCACUGUUGAAAAAAGGCACUGAAUUCUAUUUUGAGGGUUCGUAUUUAUGAGUGCAAGUUUACAAAUCAAAGAAGCUUUUUGUUAUCUUGGGUUUGGUAGGUGGCACUCAGGUUUUAGCUGGUGGACUGCUGUGUGUCUCCACCCCGACUCUGUCCUGAUUUGUAGCUGCCUUGUCUCUCCCAGGAGCAUCUGGGUCAUUUUUCUCCCAGACACCUUAGAGUAUCUGACAGCCACCCCAGAGUGAACGAAGCCAGGCCAAGACUGUGUUUAGACUCUUGUCCCCUCUUGAAAGGCUCCCACCAGGUAUUUUGUGUUAGAAGGACUCUAUAUAGUCUUACUGCCUUCCCCGACUCCCUUCUGCCUGCACAAUUUAUUGCUUUCUCCCUGCCUGGCCCAGUCAGAGCCCUAGAACCUUCUGUUUUAGAGGAGAGUUACUUGAUUUUAAAAAGCUUACUCUUUUAUACAGAAUUACUCCUGAGCCUGGAUGAUAGCAGUCAUGUUAUGGAAUACAGAGGAAGGAAAAUUUGUUGACUUUUAUGCCUUGCAAGUUAAAGAGGAAUAUUUUUUUUAAUAUAUGUCAGUGUAAUAUAUAAGAAGACAAAUGUCUGGAGUUUUUACUGAAAAAUUCACUGUGAUACAAUACACAGGUUUAUUAACUGGAUUCAAAUUCCAGAAUUAGAUUUGAAUGUUUUCAGAUAAAAUAGCAUAUGCUCACUUAUUUCUUGGAUAAAGAAGUCAUAGAAAAUCCUUGGGUUUUUUGAGCAGUGUUUAUCAAUGAAUUUAAGCGACCAGAAUUCCUGACAUAUCCUGUGACUGAAAGGGUAGCUUGGGUCUCACGGAUGACCUGUUCUGUUAAAAAAAUAAAAUGUGUGCCUGUGUGUAUUGUAGAUGGGGACAUGAUAUUCGAAACAGCCGUGAAGUUGUUGGAGCGAUCUCUAACUGCAGGAACAGCAAGGCGUGCAGUCAUGCAAGGAAUUCCUACAUUCAAGCCGAUGAGGGGCGGGGCGGAGCAGAGGACAGGGUUGAAGAAACAUUCACCAUGCAGACUUCAGAGGAGUGAAUGGUUAUACUGGGAGGAAUGUGACUUCACAAAUUUGCUGCAGACUGUGCUCUCAUAUUUUUACUUGCUAUCAGAAAUGUCUGCAGGGUUACAUGGUCAGAGGUCGUAUUGUUAAAGUUUCGACUCAAGGACAAAUCGUCCCUGGUUUCAUUGGAAGGGGAUAAAGUUCAGGAAGCAGAACUUUGAAAGAACAAAAUCGCAUCUUUCAUGCGUAUUCAGUGAGGUCACUUCUGGAGUUGUUCCUGGAGAUCAGGUUGCUGUGUGGCAGCUGUGAUGACUGAUUGUAUAGUAUGAGGUUCUGGGGGCAGCCCCCCCCCUCAGCCUUGGGGUGUUUGGGUUCCUUCCCCCCCAACCCCCCCGCCAACGGUGGGGGAGGAGCUUUACUCCAAAAUAUGCAGGGUAGGUCCCCACCUCCUGGAGUCUUUCCCUCAGUCUCAAAGGUUCUGCUUUCUUUUGUAAGAAUUAACUCUUAGUAGAUUUUUUUUUCCUCGUGGGUUCCUACACGGACAGAAUGAAGUUUGGACUGUUUGAAAGCUUGAUGCAUACAUAGCAGGGAGCCUCACAGACUUCCUGUGGCCCCCACUGCCUCAGUUCUGCUGCUGGAAUUCUACAAAGGCCAGAGUGAAGGCGACAGAGUUCAGAAUCAUAGUAUUCAUAUUGAAUCGUUUUGUUGUGGCUCUUUGAAGAUAAGCGAGCUAGUUUUCUUCCUGGAAUCUCGUAGGAUUAUCACUAAGGGCCAGGAAAACUCAUUUAGUUCAUUUAGUCACUCGGGAAAUGUUCACUAAGCAUCUGCUCGGAACUCCCCUCUACAGCUCUGCCUCCGAGACAGAACAUCCUUCGGCAUAUAAAUCAUCCCUCAGAAUUGAGUUGGUUUUAUAUACUGCAUACCGACUGGAUUUGACAUGAUUUCGUGCCUAACUGAUUUGUGGAAGACAAGUGUCUCUUAUGAAGGUGCUUAGUUUAUUUGGCAUUAGGGUUUCACUGCAUGUGGGCAGAACGGGGUGCCUAGAGAGUUGGGUCAGUAUCAGCAGGUCCCUUAGAUUUCUUUGAUAGUCUCUUGAAUGAAUGAAUGAGUGAGUGACUGUCCAGAGCAGUAACUGCUGCCUUGUCAGCUCUCAGUUGAUGGGGUGGAUGGUGGGUGGAUUCUCAGUCUAUGUGUUUUUUUUUGAAAAAUCUCAUCACUGCUAAAGUAGGCUGUAAAUGUGAUUGUUUAUGUAACCAUAUAACCCAACUAUAAAUAUACUUCAGGUAAGAAUCACACUGAUGUCUUACUGAUUAGUACAGUAGACAGGUGUACAGGAACUGCUUUCUCUGUGAAGGAAAGUUAUUAAAAAGUUUGACAUAAUAGGCAUAUAACAUGCACAUACUAGCUGACAGCUCUGAAUGGAUUAUUUAGCAGUUCUGUUUUUGUGCCGGUGCUUAUUUUAAUUUCUGCAAAGCCUUAAGAUCCCUGGGAAUAGAGCAACCUACUUUCCUGGCGAGUUUCAAAGGGAGAGGCUCCGUGUUUGCUGUUUGAUUUCCAGUGACCUUUUGGCAUGCCCUGAUUUAUAUGUAUAACAUUUGUACCUCUCAAAUUCCAGGCAGGGUGGUAGAGUGGAAGUCUGGGAGCUGUCAAGAAACCAGAGUUCUGAUCCCGUUUCUGUUACGUGAUUAGUUGGGGACAAAUCAGGGCCCAUUUCCGGUACCUAUAAAAUGAAAGGACUAGAAUUUUCCUAUAAGUGCCCUUCCAGUUUUGACUUUCUGUGGUAAAUCUGACUGGAGCAACUUAAGUAGACUGCAGUAGGAUUGUGCAGAAAGUUCCUGAUUUACAGGACUAUCUGGGCUUUCCUUUGUUGCCUUCUUACGAGUUACGUGAUGCUGAGCUAGUCAUCCUCCCUUGGGCUCUGUAUUUUCAUCCAUUAAACGGGAACACUCCUAACUCACACUUCCUAUGAGGAUUAAGUUUGAUCAUGGAUGUUAGAAUGCUUUGUACAUGGAAAAGGACUACAGAUUGCUUUGUUAGCAACAAAGGAGAGCAUAUAAUCCUCUGCCUGUAGGUGCACAUCUGUUAUGAUGAAUUUGACUGUGGGUGCCCAGGCUCCCUUCAGGCAAGCACGUUUUACAGGCCUGUAGGGAAGGCGUUCCUCCUGUCCUGUCCAGAACUGUUACUUUCUUUUAUCGUCUCUUCUGUACUAGACCUGCAGUCUUACCUCUUCUUAUCUGCACCCCAGUGAUUUCUCCCCAUUUCCAACUCUAUAUUAUUUGAACUAAAUGAACGUGUGAGUGAACAAAUGAGUGGAUGACUGGAUGGUAGUGGAUGGUGGGCUGUGAAACUCACAUUAAAAGGCACUAUUCCAUUGAAAACAUAAUCUAAAUAAAGAAUUACAAUGA